Messenger RNA from Paramuricea clavata, 753 nucleotides. NCBI's taxonomy places the organism in Eukaryota, Metazoa, Cnidaria, Anthozoa, Malacalcyonacea, Plexauridae. The record is from the annotation of a GenBank genome assembly.
AUGCCUCCGAGACGAGUUAGACGAGUUGGCGAGGUAGAAAGGGCGUUAAUAUACAUGACCAAUAAAGACCCAGUUUGGGACAUAAACGACAUCGCGCGAGAUGAACGUUUCAUGAAUAUGCCAGACAACGUGCAGGAGUUGACGUUAAUGCCGGUCAACGACCGGCGGCUCGACGACGAAUUCGCGAAUAUAUCGCAAGGGAGCAAAGGAAGUGAGUAUACUGUGUUUUCCAUUGUACAAAUAAUGCAGCCUAAGGCUAAAUUAGUUUUAAAUUAUUACUUUAGUGGACUAUUAGAAAGGGUGAAUGAGAUGCAGUAUGCCGACCGCCAAAAUGCGUUUCGAGAAGCUGCUAAUUUGGCAAUUCGUCAAAGAAUUGAAGGGGCUCAAGGUGAAAAUAUACCUGGCAAUAACGGUGAAGUCGAUGAAGUCCCUAUCCCUCCAGCGCAAAACAAUGUCAAUGGGAACGUUAUGUUUCUGCUGGAACAGGCAGAACAGGGACAGGAACAGCAACCUGAACCCGACGGAAAUGAGGAUGAACAAGUUCCUCCAGCACAGGAUCCUCCUCGAGCAAUGCCCAUACCCAUUCCCGUACCUGGAAAUGAUGGAGAAAGGCGUCCGUAUCAUGCGCUAGCUCGUGAAAAUGCUGAGGCGUUAAAUGAGCUUUUAACUCGAGAAAUUCCGGUUAUGACACAGCAACUACAACAAACAAUGGAACUUAUGAACCAACUGAUCAGGCCGCAGUUGGAUAAUUGA